GGACCCGCGCGAGGAGGACUACAAAUAAGAGCGAGAUAACGGCGAGCAGGGACACAACAUUCCGCGUUGCGCUGGAGAUUCACUGAAAACGAAGUUAAGGCAAAGAAGACAGCAGCUGCCAUGGCUCAAGCUCUGGACAUUGAUCGUUGGAACCUGGAGUGUGAGUUCAACAACACCGACCAUCGUACUGAUCUCAACGGUGUGGAUCGUCUGAUCGUCAGGAGAGGCCAACCGUUCACGAUCAGCCUGUACCUUCGCUCUGGACACUACCAACCAGGAGUCAGCUCUCUUGACUUUGUGGCAGAAACAGGCCCCCAACCCUCCGAGCAGUACGGCACCAGGGCCUCCUUCGGCCUGUCUGCCCACACUGACACGUCGCGCUGGAGCGCCGCUGUCACCAGUCCCCCCGGGGACAUGGUGGCCCUGUCCAUCUGCUCUGCCCCUGACGCACCGAUAGGCCGCUACACCCUGACCCUGGGGCGAUCAGCGCGGAUUGAGUUUAUCCUGCUCUUUAACCCCUGGUGCCCAGGAGAUGCUGUAUACAUGGACAAUGAGCAGAGUUUGGCAGAGUAUGUCUUAUCUCAGGAUGGAAUCAUCUUUCGAGGCAGCUACAAAUAUCCAAUAUCAACUCCCUGGAACUUUGGCCAGUUUGAAAGUGGAAUCCUGGAUGCCUGUCUGAGGAUCCUGGAUAUGAAUCCUAAAUGUCUGAAGAAUCCUGGCAAAGACUGCUCAGGGAGGAGAAAUCCCAUCUAUGUUUCCAGAGUGCUUAGUGCCAUGGUGAACUGUAAUGACGACAAAGGGGUGUUGCUGGGAAAAUGGACAGAUGGCUAUGAAGGAGGCGUGAGCCCCAUGUUCUGGAAGGGCAGUGUGGAGAUUCUACGCAAAUGGGACACACAAGCCUGUCAGCCUGUUCUCUACGGACAGUGCUGGGUGUUUGCUGCGGUGGCCUGUACAAUUUCCCGAGCCCUUGGCAUCCCCUGCCGAGUCAUCACCAACUACCUGUCAGCCCACGACACCAACAACAACCUGGUGAUUGAACGCUACAUCAAUGAAAAUGGAGAUCUCAUUCGAUCCAGAGAAAUGAUCUGGAACUAUCACUGCUGGGUGGAGAGCUGGAUGACCAGGCCUGACCUGAAGUCUGAUUUUAAUGGCUGGCAGGCCAGUGAUCCCACACCACAGGAGAAAAGUGACGGAGUGUACUGCUGCGGCCCCAUCCCCGUCAGGGCCAUCAAGGAGGGUGAGCUCAUGUUCAAGUACGACGCCCCGUUUGUCUUUGCCGAGGUCAACGCCGACAUCGACACCUUCAUGAAGAAAAAGGACGGCAGCACAUCGAAAGUCACCUCCACUACACUGGUGGGUCAGAAGAUCAGCACAAAGAGCGUGGGCAGUGACGCCAGAGACGACAUCACACAUCUCUACAAGUUCCCUGAAGGCUCAGAUGAAGAGCGGGAGGCUUUCAAGAAGGCCAACCACCAAAACAAGCUGCUCCAGCAGCAGCAGAAUCAAGGCCUGCACCUCGCUAUCAAGGUCUCAUCAGACAUGAGGAAGGGCUGCGACUUCGACGUGUUCGCCGUGGUUACGAACAACACGCAAAGUGAGAAGAAGUGCCGCCUGGUGUUUGGAUCCUGCGCCGUGUCCUACAAUGGCAUUCUGGGAGAGAACUGUGGUUUUAAAGAUCUGCUCAACGUUGAGCUCUCACCGGGAGCAGAGAGGCGAGUUCCACUGAGGCUGAACUACUCUAAGUACGGUGGCCAGCUCACUGAGGACAACUUGAUCCGUCUGGCGGCUCUGUUGUUGGACUACACCACCAGAGAGCCCGUGCUGGCAGUGAGAAACAUUGUGCUGGAGAACCCUGAAAUCAAAGUCAGAAUCCUGGGCGAACCGAAGGAGAAUCGGAAGCUGGCUGCGGAGAUCACCCUGAAAAACCCUCUGCCAGAGACGCUGGAGGACUGCUGCUUCAGCAUUGAAGGGGCCAACCUCACCGGGGGACACGUCAUCUCUGAAAGGCUGGGCUCCUCAGUGGGUCCUGGGGAAGACGCCAAGGUGAAGAUUUACUUCACUCCCACCCAUUCUGGGCUGAGAAAGCUGGUGGUCGACUUCGACAGCAACAAGUUGUGUCACGUCAAAGGCUACAGAAAUGUCAUUAUUGGAAAAUAAAGCCUUUCAACCUUUGCAGUCCAUUUGACAACAGCAUUCUUGCUCUUUCUCUAGGACUGUUAACUUUUCAGCCAUGGCGAGAUUAGCAAAUGCACCUUCCUUUCCACCAUCUUUGAUGCUUAAAGUUCUUUUCUAUUCAAAUACUUCAAAAGCUCACUGUAAAUGGCUGAUGUAUAUCUGUUUUUAUUCACAUGGAUAUUUAAAUGUGACCCGAGAGGGCUUUGUACUCAUUAAGGCUAAUCAGAUCUAAGCAUACAAAACUUUCACAAAGCAAAUGUACUGUUUCUUCUCACAUUCUGAAGUGUUGAUUAGUCUUUUAGGUGCUAUUUUUUAAAAUACUUUUUCAUUGCACUACAAUUAAAAGAAUUGUUGAAUGUG
Molecule: messenger RNA, 2535 nt
Organism: Chelmon rostratus (copperband butterflyfish)
Lineage: Eukaryota; Metazoa; Chordata; Actinopteri; Chaetodontiformes; Chaetodontidae
Gene: tgm2b
Product: transglutaminase 2b
Exons: 13
Coding region: 121-2157 (678 amino acids)
Biological process (GO): peptide cross-linking
Molecular function (GO): protein-glutamine gamma-glutamyltransferase activity
Source: RefSeq, a predicted model, not a curated record